This is a messenger RNA of Harpia harpyja (harpy eagle), 2963 nucleotides long. It is a transcript of the gene TUBB6, whose product is annotated as tubulin beta 6 class V. Gene Ontology annotation, molecular function: GTPase activity; GTP binding; structural constituent of cytoskeleton. NCBI's taxonomy places the organism in Eukaryota, Metazoa, Chordata, Aves, Accipitriformes, Accipitridae. The record is from RefSeq and is a predicted model, not a curated record. Gene Ontology annotation, biological process: microtubule cytoskeleton organization; mitotic cell cycle. Gene Ontology annotation, cellular component: microtubule; cytoplasm. Bases 96 to 1436 code for a protein of 446 amino acids. The transcript is spliced from 4 exons.
CACCGCCUCAGAGGCCAUAAAGCGCCGCCCGCUCUCCUCGCGCCGCGCACUGCCGGGCUGGGCGGCGGGAGAGGCGAGGCGAGGCGGGCAUCGCCAUGAGGGAGAUUGUGCACAUCCAGGCGGGCCAGUGUGGAAACCAGAUCGGGACCAAGUUUUGGGAAGUGAUAAGUGAUGAGCAUGGCAUUGACCCUGCCGGAGGCUAUGUCGGUGACUCAGCGCUGCAGCUGGAAAGGAUCAAUGUCUACUAUAAUGAAUCAUCUUCCCAGAAAUUUGUACCAAGAGCGGUCUUAGUGGACUUGGAGCCGGGAACCAUGGAUAGUGUGCGAUCUGGUCCUUUUGGUCAGCUCUUUCGGCCUGAUAACUUCAUCUUUGGACAAACUGGUGCAGGAAACAACUGGGCUAAAGGACACUAUACAGAAGGGGCGGAGUUGGUUGACUCUGUACUUGAUGUAGUAAGAAAAGAGUGUGAACACUGUGAUUGCUUGCAAGGAUUUCAGCUCACUCAUUCCCUGGGAGGAGGGACGGGGUCUGGCAUGGGAACCCUACUCAUCAGCAAGAUACGAGAGGAAUAUCCGGACAGGAUAAUGAAUACCUUUAGUGUCAUGCCCUCUCCAAAGGUUUCUGAUACAGUGGUGGAGCCUUAUAAUGCUACACUCUCAGUCCACCAACUGGUUGAAAAUACAGAUGAAACCUACUGCAUUGACAAUGAAGCUUUGUAUGACAUUUGCUUCCGCACCCUGAAGCUCACCACUCCAACAUAUGGUGAUUUAAACCACUUGGUUUCUGCUACCAUGAGUGGGGUAACUACAUCCCUGCGAUUUCCGGGCCAACUAAAUGCUGACCUCCGGAAGCUGGCAGUAAAUAUGGUCCCUUUCCCGCGCCUUCACUUUUUCAUGCCAGGCUUCGCUCCUUUGACAGCCCGAGGCAGCCAACAAUACCGAGCACUCACUGUUCCAGAGCUCACCCAACAGAUGUUUGAUGCCAAAAAUAUGAUGGCAGCCUGUGACCCAAGACAUGGGCGAUAUUUGACAGUGGCUACUGUCUUCCGUGGUCCCAUGUCCAUGAAGGAAGUUGAUGAGCAGAUGUUGGCCAUCCAGAACAAGAAUAGCAGUUACUUUGUGGAGUGGAUCCCAAACAAUGUCAAGGUGGCAGUGUGUGACAUACCUCCUCGUGGCCUCAAGAUGGCUUCCACAUUCAUUGGCAACAGUACUGCUAUUCAAGAGCUCUUCAAAAGGAUCUCAGAGCAGUUUUCGGCCAUGUUCAGGAGAAAGGCCUUCCUCCACUGGUUCACAGGAGAAGGAAUGGAUGAAAUGGAAUUUACAGAAGCAGAAAGCAACAUGAAUGAUCUGGUUUCAGAAUAUCAGCAAUACCAAGAAGCAACAGCAAAUGAUGGAGAGGAAGCGUUUGAAGAUGAUGAAGAAGAAAUCAAUGAAUAAAGAAAUUAGGUGCAGUAUUUUCCAGGCCGAAUUUUCAAAUCUGCAUUUCUAAUAAUUGGGCUUAUAAAUCUGUAUUUAGGCUUAAAAAAAAAAAAAAAAGAAAAAAAAGGAGCAUGAGUUUAAGAUGUUAGAGGUGCUCUUCAGAGUCCAUUGAGGUCAUUGAGAACUGAGGACAUUCAGCAUUUCUGGAAAUCAGGCCACUUCUAUUCAUGAGACAAACGUAAGGCAUUCAGUUACGACUUUGGCCUACGAGUCUGAAUACAGAGAUUGCAAGUUUGGGAUUUUUUUUUCCAAACAAUGUUUGUCGUCCCUAAAGUUGUACAAGAGAAGACAUAAAAUGGGCAUGAAAAUCUACAAAAUAGAGCUGCGCUAUUUUCAUCCAAUUAUGAGUAAGAAAAUCUUGUGGGUUUGAAGUAUUCAUUCUGUACUGAAUGUACAAUACUGAACUGCCAGGAACAAAAUUUAUUCAUGAUAAAAAGAAGAAAAAGAUUUUAGCUAUUCUGUACAGUAACUGUUAACAGUGAUAUUUGACUCCAGUCCUCUAAAAAAAAAUAAAAAAAGAUCAGUAUCCUCUCAAGCAAAAGUGUUUUGGGCAGUCAAUGCUAUAAAAAUAUCCAGUGAGCUGCAGGCCAGAGGCUGGAUUUAUGCUAUGUGACUUCAUCACUUGCUGCUGAAUAAUCAUCACAGAUGAUAUAUAUGAAAUCUAUCCAUGUGUGAUGUGUUCCUUAAGGACCCUUGGGGCUUAAAGUGGCACCCCAAAAUCUUGCUGGUCCCCUGUCUCUCUGGCUAUCACCAGUUACUGGUGCUAUUCCUGUCUCCAUUCCCCCUAGCCUGUAUAGCUGAAAGUCAGUACUCCACAGAACAUAGUGGGAGAGGGGAUGUAGGCUGUGUGUUGAUAGAUCUUGCUACCUAGGUUUAUAAGUUUACCACACCUAUAGAUGCUAUGGAUGUCUUGCUACCAUGAUUGGUUAAAACCACUGGACAGAUUAAGGUUAAAGUACAAAUAAAAGUAUUUAUCCACAAUAUUCAAAACAGCUGGCAAAAUAAAUGAAAGAUGAACAACAGUUUAUCUGCUUAUGCUAAAGCUGAAACAGGAAGGUCUCUGUCUUACCCAGCUGACUUGCUGCCUUGACAAAGUGACUGUUGGGCAUUUGCUCUUUGUGCAUGCUUUAUGUUUCUGCUCAUAGCAAUUAAACAGCCCUUCUGCAUUAGAGAGCCUCUACCAGAGAACACUGUCUGCGUGGAGUCUCUUAUUGAGGUCAGUUUCUAGGCAACAAAACAAGCAAACAAAGGAGAAACCCUCAGAAAUCCAAACUUUAAAUGUUUCAGGAACUCUGCUCUUCUUGCCUUAAGAAGCACUUUCUAAGCAGAAGUGUUGCUCAAUACUUUAAAAGGCACUUUACAGACAUAGUGUAAUUUCCAAAGAUGCAUUGCUCCUAACAAGAUGAUGUUAUGUUUUGUUUGGGAUUCAGGGAAUAAUACAGUAUUUUAUAAAGUAUAUGAACCAGGCAAUUGUUAAUCAUAUAA